AUGGGUGUAGGAGAAGGAAAUGCUGGAACAAUCAUUGAUGUCCCGAUGGUCAACCUCCCUGAAGGCCACUGCUUGUGCUAUGUCGGGAUGUUUAAUGGACAGGAGUUUUAUGAGGUGCUACCUGCAGAGGCCCCUCCUCCCUACUUCCCUCCUCCCGCCCCUGCUGCACCAUCACUGAGCUACAAAUCAAAAAAGAGAGGGCAUAAGGAGCAGCAGGACAGAAGCCGGCCCUAUGUCCGGAAGCCCCUGAAUGCAUUCAUGCUGUACAUGAAGGAGCACCGAGACCAUCUGAAGGCCGAGGUUGACUCCAAGGGCCGAGGGACAGCGACCGUGAACGCCAUCCUGGGACAGAGGUGGAAUGCACUGACUGAGGAGAAGAAGGAGAAAUAUCUCAAGCUGGCUCAAGAGGAGAGACUACUCCAUGCCCAGCAAAAUCCUGACUGGUCCACCAAGGAGAAUUAUGGUAGGAAGAUGAGGAAGAGGAAACAUGCUCCCUCCAGUGAUAAAGGUAAGACGAUGUUUUCAUGUGAAAUGUGAGGAAACAAGAUGACAUGUGACCACACUCGACCACUUGACUACAUUAGAUCGCUGAUUCCUAAAUC
Molecule: messenger RNA, 602 nt
Organism: Eleginops maclovinus (Patagonian blennie)
Lineage: Eukaryota; Metazoa; Chordata; Actinopteri; Perciformes; Eleginopidae
Product: transcription factor 7-like 2
Exons: 6
Coding region: 1-537 (178 amino acids)
Biological process (GO): canonical Wnt signaling pathway; regulation of transcription by RNA polymerase II
Cellular component (GO): chromatin; beta-catenin-TCF complex
Molecular function (GO): DNA-binding transcription factor activity, RNA polymerase II-specific; RNA polymerase II cis-regulatory region sequence-specific DNA binding
Source: RefSeq, a predicted model, not a curated record